AUGAAGUACAGUGUGUAUAAAAACGAAUGAACCGCGUGUUUCAGAAGAAGAAGAAGACGAUCGAGGACGUGCUGGCAGCAGCGCCGCCGCAGCCGGGCCGGCCGGCCGACCUGCAGGACCAGGUGACCCGACACUUCCAGGACCAGCGCUCCGUCAUCGAGCUGGAGGAGAUGCAGAUCCGCGACUCCUGCUUCCUGUCCAGCAACGACCUGACGCACAGCCUGUCCUCCUACCUGAAGCUGAUUUGUCCCAAAUGGUCCAAGAUCCAGAAGCAGCACACGGAGAAGAGCUCGGUGGUCGUGUUGAUCGUCUGCAGCUCGGCGCUCCGGGCCAUCGAGCUCAUCAAGCAGCUGACGGCGUUCAGGGGCGGAGCCAAGGCGCUGAAGCUGUUCGCUAAACACAUCAAGAUGGAGGAGCAGGUGAAGCUGCUGCAGAAAGGCGUCGUCCACAUCGGUGUGGGAACUCCGGGGAGGAUCGGAGCUCUGAUUCACGCAGACGGGCUGAGCCUGCGGGCCCUGAAGUACCUGGUCCUGGACUGGAACUGGAGGGACCAGAAGCUGCGGAGGAUGCUGGACAUUCCUGAGAUCAAACUGGACUUUAUGAAGCUGCUGGACUCAGGAAUCCUGGCGGCGUGUCGAGAAGAAAGAGUCAAGAUAGGACUGUUUUAAUACCAAGGACCACCCACACGAGAGAGAUUGUUUGAUUUGAUUGUUUGAU
This is a messenger RNA of Cololabis saira (Pacific saury), 717 nucleotides long. It is a transcript of the gene cmss1, whose product is annotated as cms1 ribosomal small subunit homolog. Bases 27 to 668 code for a protein of 213 amino acids. Lineage: Eukaryota; Metazoa; Chordata; Actinopteri; Beloniformes; Belonidae. Gene Ontology annotation, cellular component: 90S preribosome; nucleus. The record is from RefSeq and is a predicted model, not a curated record. The transcript is spliced from 7 exons.